Aspergillus ruber CBS 135680 is the source of this 1253-nucleotide messenger RNA. RefSeq lists its product as uncharacterized. The record is from RefSeq and is a predicted model, not a curated record. NCBI's taxonomy places the organism in Eukaryota, Fungi, Ascomycota, Eurotiomycetes, Eurotiales, Aspergillaceae. The transcript is spliced from 2 exons. Bases 389 to 898 code for a protein of 169 amino acids.
GACCUUUAUCUCGAUCAUUGAGAAGUUAUUGAUUUUUAGGAUACUAGUGGUGGCAAAAUGUUCAUGUUCCAUGCAGUUGUUUUCUUUGUUGAUGAGUUGGAGUGCGGACGUACAGUUGCAACGCUUGCAUGGCAUAAGAGAUUGAGUUUGUAUCCGAAGAUAUAAAGGCUUCCCGGAUCCCGUCAAGAUUUACUUCAAGCUUAUCCCAAACUCAGAUCUCCUGAUAUCAUCGUCUAUCAUUUCUGUUACCUCGCCCACUCAACGCUAAUAAUUUCUACUGGCAUUAUUUUUCUCCUUUAAUCCAACACACUUCGUUAUAAUUUCGUGGGCAAUCAACUUAUUGCUUUUACGCUUUUAUCAAAACCAAUAACCAAAACGAAUACCCACAAUGGUAUCAACCAACGGUGUCAACGGAAGCUCCAGCCAAGAGUAUGGCAUGACUUUCGAAAUCACUCCACCAACCGCCGUCCGCCCCGGUACUCCUUUCACCCUUCCCGUUAUUGUAGCCAUCCAAUCUGGAAACCCAGGAAAUGGUACUGAACAAUUGGCUGCCAAUGUGUCUUUGAAGAGCGAAUCCGGUGCAACUGUCUCAGGUCUAGCAGGCCCUCUUACCUCUAGUGUGCGCAGCCGCAACGGGAACACCACUAGCGGAUACGCGAGGUUCAGCUCUCUUACUAUCUCGCAGCCUGGGAAGUACAAAUUGCGAGUUAUGUUGGGGGCUGCUUCGCAGAACGGAGUGAUGACCAAGGAAUUUAUUGACUCGGGGGUUAUUGCCGUUGAUGGAGAGGCACCGGCGUCUCAGAGGCCUACUGCAGCACAGGUAUCCAAGCUCCGAAGCCUGACGGCGGAGAACAUCGACAUAACAGACGUGGAAAUUGCGGCGUGGCAGCAGGCUUAAUUUGAAUCUGUUUUGCUUCUCUUUUCUGCUGUUGGAUUUCAGUGCAUUGGCGUUGGUUCUGCUCUGUCCACGGUUUACCAAGAGCUGCAUUUUUUGAAGACCGGAGUGCUUUUUGGGGGGUUUGGGGUUUUUCUAAUUCUGACUAUGGGGUAAUUCAAAGAGGAAUGAGGGUAUACUGUGGGGAUUAUGUUUAUUUUGUGACUGGUCGUGAUGAGAUUUUUUGGGAGGGGAGUUUUGCGAGUGGUUCUUAUCUAUGCAGUGCUUUGGUGAUCAAGUGACUAUUUCUAUCUUAUUGUUCUCUCUCUUUCCCUAUUUCACCCACACUGUGUUAGACAGCUAUAAAAACUACACCUAC